Molecule: messenger RNA, 1597 nt
Organism: Malania oleifera
Lineage: Eukaryota; Viridiplantae; Streptophyta; Magnoliopsida; Santalales; Ximeniaceae
Product: protein VAPYRIN-like
Exons: 2
Coding region: 98-1480 (460 amino acids)
Cellular component (GO): cytoplasm; nucleus
Molecular function (GO): protein binding
Source: RefSeq, a predicted model, not a curated record
ACCAGCUCAGCAAGCUUAGUUCAGGCUUCAGACCCGCUAUAUAUACGACUUGUGCUCUCCCUCUCUCUCUCUCUCUCUCUCUCUGGUUAAUUGUGCGAUGGAUAGACUAGUGGAACUGUCGGAGCAAGAGGUGCUCAUAGACUUCGCACUGAAUCGUAAAUGCCGAGCCACCGUCCGCCUGACCUCCCUCACCUCCACCACCGCCGUGGCCUUCAAAGUCCAAACAUCUUCUCCCCAUAAGUUCCUCGUCAGUCCACCCUUUGGCGUCAUCUCUCCCUCCUCCUCCUCCGCUUUCCAAGUCGUCCUCAAGCCCCAGUCCCAGCUUCCCUCCUCAUUCCCCCGCUCCCCCUCCGAUCGCUUCCUCAUCAAAACCUUACCCGCCACUGAGUCCACCCGCCCCGAGUCCGUCAACUCACUCUUCUCCUCAGCGCCCCCCAACUCCACGCGCGACCUCAAACUCAAGGUCGCCUUCGUGGGCCCCGUUCUCCUCCUCCGCGCCGUGGCCCUUGGAGACUACGACGCAGUAGCGAAAUUGAUCAAGCGCCAGAAAUCGGUUGUUUCCGGGUUGCCGCCGGCGGAGGCUGAGUCGCUGCUCCGAAUGGCCGGCGAGUCGAGCAACUCGGAGGCCGUGACUGACUUGCUGAUCGAAUCAGGGUUAAAGAUAGACGACGCGCGUGUCGCGAAGUGGGAAUCGAAGGGGUGGACGAAGCUACACGUGGCGGCUGCGUUUGAUCGGACGGAGGAGAUCAUACGAGAGGGGCUAGGGACGUUGGAUGGGAAAGAUAAGGAGGGGCGUACGGCGUUGCACGUGGCAGCAAGUAGAGGGAACGCAAGGUGCGUUGAGUUGUUAAUUGGAGCGGGAGCGGAUAUGGACGCGAGGAGUAACGACGGUCGGACGGCGUUGUACAUAGCGGCGGCUAACGGGAACCGUCGGACGGUAGAGAUCUUGGUCGGCAUGGGUGCGGACCCCACUAACCCAGUUGAUCGUGGCCGUUCACCGCUCGAUAUAGCUCGGGAGAAGGGACAUAAGGAAGUGGCAGAGGUUCUCGAAAGGGGAGAGGAAGUCCUAACCGCCGCGAGACGAGGGGAGGCAGAGCACCUCCGGCGGCUGCUACAGAGUGGCGCCACCGCGAACCACCGCGAUCAGUACGGCCUGACGCCUCUCCACGCAGCGGCCAUCAAAGGACACAGGGACGCAGCCCUGGUGCUGAUCGCACAGGGCAUAGACGUAGAGUGCGAGGACAGCGAAGGCCACCGGCCGCUGCAUUUGGCCGUGGAGGGCGGCAGCGCAGCCACCGUGGAGGCCAUAGUCUGCAUCGGAAGAGCCAAUGUUAACGCCAAGACCAAGAGAGGCGCCACUCCUCUUUACAUGGCUACAACCAUGGGCUACGAUGACGUAGUUCGGUUUCUCCUGGAGAAGGGAGCAGCUUCUUCUUCUUCACCGCCAUCUCUUCCUUCUUCUUCCUCCUCCUUAACCUAGAUUGUCAAAAUUAAAUCAAGCUAGCUCAUGCUUUAAUUUCCGUAACCAUGCAUUAAGUAAUUAAACAGUUCUAGUUUUGUAUGAUUCAUUAAUAGUGAUUUUUGAUUGGGAAUCGAA